Messenger RNA from Saprolegnia parasitica CBS 223.65, 588 nucleotides. RefSeq lists its product as hypothetical. Gene Ontology annotation, biological process: transmembrane transport. Gene Ontology annotation, cellular component: membrane. Gene Ontology annotation, molecular function: antiporter activity; xenobiotic transmembrane transporter activity. The transcript has 2 exons. The record is from RefSeq and is a predicted model, not a curated record. NCBI's taxonomy places the organism in Eukaryota, Oomycota, Saprolegniomycetes, Saprolegniales, Saprolegniaceae. The coding region runs from base 1 to 588 and encodes 195 amino acids.
AUGAUUGACGGCGGCUCGACGCGCAUCGGCAUGUACCUCGGCGCGGGCAAGCCCCAAGCCGCCAAAGCCACGAGCCACUUGGUGUUUUAUGGUAUUUUUGGUCUCUCGGUGGUCAUCGUGAUCCCGUGGCUGUGCGCGCGCUCGCACGUUGGCAAGAUCUUCUCCACGGACGUCGCCGUCGUCAGUAGCAUGGCGUCCAUUAGCACGCUCGCCGCUGCGGGCUACAUCAUCCUCUCGCUCUUCUACUACGCGAUGGCGACGCUGCAAGCGCAGGCGCGGACACUGCCCAUCAUGACCUCGCUCUUCAUUGGCGCGUGGGUCGUUGGCGUUCCCGGCGCGUACGCCUUUGGCUUCCCUGCCGGCCUUGGCCUUCUCGGUAUUUGGGUUGGCAUGUCCGUGGGGUACAUUGUCACUACUGUCCUCGGUGUCUACUUUACGUACAAGUCCAACUGGGAGAAGGAGGCCAAGAAGGCUGUCGAGCGAAGCAAGGGGCGCGACGACGGCGAUCACUUGGUGGUGGAGCUCGAGCAAAACCGACGCGCCAGCGUUGACGCUGGUUUCAACACUAUGGUGACGCCCAAGGAAUGA